Molecule: messenger RNA, 3107 nt
Organism: Anguilla rostrata (American eel)
Lineage: Eukaryota; Metazoa; Chordata; Actinopteri; Anguilliformes; Anguillidae
Gene: nherf1a
Product: NHERF family PDZ scaffold protein 1a
Exons: 6
Coding region: 353-1456 (367 amino acids)
Biological process (GO): protein localization to plasma membrane
Cellular component (GO): apical plasma membrane
Molecular function (GO): protein-membrane adaptor activity; signaling receptor binding
Source: RefSeq, a predicted model, not a curated record
ACAAUAGACAGAUUGGAGUUUACAGGGUCACGAAACGAAGUUGGAGUGUGCUUGUGAGCAUUUGCCUCCUGUCUAAAAGGAGUUAGGAGAUUGCAACAGCAUCGGGGAGGACCUUCCGUCUGCGCAGUUAAAAAAGGAGUCUCAGUUGAAAGUGAAUUGUCACACUGACAAUAACUUCGUACAUCUAAAAAGAAAAGUCUGCAAUUUGCAUUUCUCAGAGUUUUGAGAUCUACAGUCUUUGCUUCGCUCGGGUUACAUCAUACUGUUUGUUUCUGAAGUGAACCUUUGGACAUUGUAAUUUUCCGUCUUGAAAGAAUAGUUUUCAGCAGUUUGAUCAAAUAUAGCAAUAAACAUGUCCAGCACGCUUCAGCCAAGACUGUGUGUUCUACAGAAAGGCGCGAAUGGCUACGGUUUCCAUCUUCAUGGAGAGAAAGGAAAGACCGGGCAGUUUAUUCGGUUGGUGGAGCCAGAUUCUCCGGCGGAGACCGCGGGGCUACGCGCCGGGGAUAGGCUGGUAUUCGUCAAUGAGGAAAACGUGGAGGGCGAGAGCCAUCAACAGGUCGUGUCCCGGAUACGAGCCACCACGGGUGACUUGGAGCUAAUCGUCGUUGAUCAGGAGACGGAGGAGUUAUUGAAAAAACACAAUUUAAAGUGCCUCAAAGAGUUUGUCACCGAAGGAAUCCCACUUCCCAGCAACGAGUCGGAUGGGGAUGUCGGGGAGAACGGUACCCCGAGAGAAACGACCCCGGUUCCUGAGAAAAAUGGAGAGGUCCUGGAAAAGAAGCUGAGUGUAAGCUCCAAGGAAUCUAAAGAGGAGCUGCGCCCUCGCCUGUGUAACAUUAAGAAGGGAGAAGGGGGCUACGGGUUCAACCUGCACAGCGAGAAGACCAAGCCGGGCCAGUACAUCCGCGCCGUGGACGAAGACUCACCUGCCGAGAAGGCCGGGCUCCGGCCUCAGGACAGGAUCGUUCAGGUGAACGGCAUGUCGGUGGAAGGGAAGCAGCAUGCUGACGUGGUGGGCGCCAUCAAGGCCGGAGGCCAGGAAACCACCCUGCUGGUGGUGGACCCCGAAACAGAUGCCUUCUUCAAGAAGUGCAAGGUCACGCCCACUGAGGAGCACCUGACAGGGCCUCUGCCCGAGCCGGUUGUGAAUGGAGAGGUGGAGGACACGGUUAACGGGAAAGUGGCCAAAGAGCUGGAGACCAAGGUGUCCGUCAGUCCCUCUCCAUCCAGUGCCUCCUCUAAUGCUUCUCUCACGACUCCGCCCCCUGCCAGCACCCCGCCCCCUGAGGCCCAGGAGAAGGUGGAGGAGCAGAAGGAGGCGGCUGCGGAGACCAGCCUCUCCCUGACCAUGACCCUCCAGCAGGCCAAGGAGCGCGCUCACCAGAAGCGCUCCAACAAGAGAGCUCCUCAGAUGGACUGGAGCAAGAGGAACGAACUCUUCAGCAACCUAUAAACCUGCCACUCUGUCUUCUCUCUCUCUCUGUCACACACACACAUACAUGCACUCAUACACACACAGACACACAUGCACUCACACACACCAUAUACGUGUAUGUCAGAAAAACCACUCAGUGGGUCUUGCCCACUUUAUUUUUUUUCAAAACCAGUGAAAUCAAAAGCUAUUAAUGAUGAAAAACAGUAUAUAUUUCUAAAAUAUCAUAUAGACUUAAAAUGAGUAAAUAUAAAAAAGAAGAUGAAGGAAUCACCUAAAAAGAAUCUAUAUUUGUAUUCAUGUGUUGUAUGAAAGAAACAGCAAUCAGGAGCUGAGUGUAUUUCAGCUGAAGGGGAGGUUUGUGUAAGACGGGCAGGGAGGUGAAUGUAUGUGGAAGGGCCAGAGACAGGCAGGCUGCAUGGUGGCUCAAUGUGUCUGCUCUCUGCUUCCCGAUGGAGAUGGUCUUUGCAUCUUAUGGUCCGUGUGAAGAUUUGAAAGACUUGUGUUUUUUGUUUUCGUAAUUUAAACUAUAAGAAACAUUUGCGGCUAGCAGGGAAGCGUGAAACUUUUCAAUCGUUUUCUUUGUCUUCGUUUUUACAAAUCUCACAAAAGAACCUUAGCCGAAGAGGUGCGUGACCACUAACUACAACACAACUUAAGACAAAAUUUUGUUAAACUGAGCCACAAACUUCCCUGCACUUUUUAGUGUUAGUUUUAUUUUGAUUAUUACCUUUAUCACUGGAACCAUCUGAACCCUGUGUAGGUGGACCAAACAGCUGGUGUGUAAAAGGGACCCUGCGAUAUCUAAGGGUUCUAAAAGCGUGAUCUCAUUUCCUGUCACAUUUCACUUUCUGCUGUAUUUUGCUUCCCAUGAUUGCUUGUUUAAGCUCCACCCUAAAUAAAAUGCCAGAAACAGGCUAUUCUUGUGGAAAUCAUUUUCAAGGAUGUGUGUGCAGUUCAGGCCUAAGGACAUCAAUGCAGUCAUGAAUUUCAUUUCAAAUUGAAGCGUAAGGAACAAAGGUUUUUCCUGCUGUAAACAGUAUGUUCAUUUUUGUGUUUGGUUGUAGAAUGUCCUUUCAGCUUCAUGAAACUUUGUUAUUGCAUAUCAGUGUUUAAACCCCUGACAAUCAGCUCAAUAUAAUACGUCGGUUUGAGAGACCAAACUAGGCUCUUAGCCCAAAUCAAUUUUGUCUGUUUUAGCCAUAAUAUAAGAAAUUAUGGCAACCGGCGACAGAGUUUUGGUGACAUAGUUUUGAGAGCGUGAAGUCCUUUAGUGGUUUUGGACCUAUACUGUGGUUGUUACUAUUGUAAAUUUUUACUGUUGAUUUCUUUUUGUCGUUUUCUUCUUUCCACUAGCUAUCCGUUAAAAAAUUGAGAUUAUAUAUUUUUCUUGGUUUCUCUUAGAUUUUUGUAUUCAUAAAUGUCCGUGAAACAAAAUUUUAUUUUGCGAUGUCUGUUAAAAUGCCUCAUUGCAUUGAAUUACUUUUGAAUUUUAUUUUGCUGCUUUGUAUUGAAAUUGGUUACCUGCCCUGUCAUUGCAAUUAUAAGCAUAUUGCUUCCCUUGUCACUUGCUAACAGUAGCGUUUUAAAAGGUGCAUGCUUGUGUAAUGUGCAUGUACAUCUGGAGGCUACAUUGUAUAUUGAUGACUACUGUAUUAAAAUUUAGAUCACA